Molecule: messenger RNA, 1512 nt
Organism: Daldinia decipiens
Lineage: Eukaryota; Fungi; Ascomycota; Sordariomycetes; Xylariales; Hypoxylaceae
Product: DUF572-domain-containing protein
Exons: 6
Coding region: 232-1110 (292 amino acids)
Biological process (GO): mRNA splicing, via spliceosome
Cellular component (GO): U2-type catalytic step 1 spliceosome
Source: RefSeq, a predicted model, not a curated record
GUGAGGCUGAAAUCCCACGUGACUAGCGCCACAACUCCACCUCAUAUAGUGGAAGUACCAAUCAACUGCUACCUACACAUCGCAUUCUAUUCUGGUACUACAUGUAUCUUAUCGCCUUUUAUUCACGUCUUCAACUCAUCGCCAUAAGACGCGUCUCAUCGAAACUAAGUCGUUAGGAACGAAUAGCCCUACAAAAUCAACUUUUCCGUCCGUCUCGUAAAGUAAAGGACCAUGUCUGAACGAAAAGUUCUCACCAAAUAUUACCCCCCUGACUUCGAUCCAAGUCAGAUCAAGAGGGUUAAAGGGCCUAAAAAUGCCGGCCCGAAGGUUCAGACUGUCCGCCUGGCGGCACCAUUUUCUAUGAAAUGUACCACAUGUGGAGAGUAUAUCUACAAAGGCAGAAAGUUCAACGCGCGGAAAGAGACGCCCCUUGAUGAAAAAUACUUAGGCAUUCAGAUUUUCAGAUUCUACAUCCGAUGUACAAGGUGCAGCGGACAAAUCACAUUCAAAACAGAUCCCAAGAACCAAGACUACGCCUGCGAGAGUGGAGCAAAACGGAGUACAGAGCCAUGGCGGGUAGGAGUCGACGAGACGGACGAAGAGCGGUUAGACAGGCUAGAGAAGGAGGAAGAGGAGCGCAAUGCCAUGGUAGAGCUCGAAGCCAAGACCGUAGACGCGAAGCGUGAGAUGGCAGUCGCGGACGCUCUAGACGAGAUACGUACGAGAAACGCCCGGCUAGAACGUGCAAACCAGGAUGGCAUAGAGGUGAGCGUUGCGCUACCUGUCGAUAAUGAAGCAGAGCGGCAAGAGAAAGAAGACGCAGAAGCGGCAAGGAGGGCUUUUGAGUUCGCGAGGCAAGUCGACCUCAUGACGGAAGACGUUAUAGACGAGGAAAUGGAUGACGUGGCGUUCGCCUCGACGGCGGCGCUCACGCCUGGAAGUGGCGGUAACGGUAGCAGUGCCCCUCGGGCACAACCGGCAACAGCAUCAUCGUCGGCAGCAAAUGCGCCAUCUAAGGACAUGCCGCCCCCAUCAUUCAAGCGAGUAGUAAAGAAGAAAAAGGAUCACGCGGCAGCGCUCGGUAUAAAGAAGAAGGCCCCUCUCGUAUAGAUGAGUCGAGAUUGCAAUUAAUUAUGACGGCUCGGGUGGCAUGUGAUAGCAUAGCAUAACAUAGCGACGGAUAUUCGGUCGGUUUACGAAUGGCAAUACGGAGCUUCAACUCUGUCCAAUAAUGAGGAUAAUCUUGAGCAUAAUAAACGUAUCUCCAUACUUGGCCGUCUGCCGGCAAGCCGCGGUGAUCAGCCAACUCUUCUACAGAAAUAAUGGAGAGGUCUCCGUUUCUAUUAAACCCCUGUCACGUUCAACCCGACUCGCAUCUGCCAAAGACGAAUUAAAAGUACCGUAAUUCCGUGAGGGGUCCUCAAUAGCGGCUAUCGUUAGACAACGUGAUGUGCUUCGACAUAUCUUACCGACAUUCUAUCCCGGGCUACCAGGGACGUGCAGAGAUCGACA